AUGGCGGUGUGCACCGCACCAGCAGCAGGCACCACAUGGACAGACAUUAACGAUUUCUCAGCCUGUCGACGCACCUGUGAUAGUGGAGGUGAUAUUGACCCUUGUGAGUGGCUUUGCCCUACAGCUCCCUCUGAAGCAAAGGAGCCCAAGACAGCGGCACACCGUAUCAGCGCCGGUCCCCACAAACUGAACGGGGAUGGACACUCACCGACCAAGC
Molecule: messenger RNA, 217 nt
Organism: Pelobates cultripes (western spadefoot toad)
Lineage: Eukaryota; Metazoa; Chordata; Amphibia; Anura; Pelobatidae
Source: the annotation of a GenBank genome assembly